AUGGACGUUGCUACCUUUGGAGCAGCUUGCUCUCCAUGCACCGCCCUGUACGUUAUCCAGCGAAUUGCAGAUGAGUGCGAAAAAGAAUUUCCCGAUGUGAGCGAAGCGUUAAGAGGAAAGACCUACAUGGACGACUACUUCGACAGUGUAGACUCGUCGGAAAUGGCAGUACAGCGAGCCAUCCAUGAUAUGCGGAACUGGGUGAGCAACGACGAUUCAGUCCUUCGCGAGCUUGGUGAGCCGAGAAUGGAGAAAGACGUCGCAAUGACAGGAAACAAAAGUGAAAGCCUUGAAAGAGUCCUGGGUAUACACUGGGAGCCACAGAAGGAUGUUUUCACUUUUUCCAUGAGUUUUUAUGGAAAUUUGAACCAAUACAUGAGCGGGCGAGAAAGGCCAACGAAAAGAGAGGUACUCCAAUGUGUCAUGAGCCUGUUUGACCCUAUCGGACUGUUGUCCCCUUAUGUCAUUCACGGCAAAAUGAUAGUCCAAGAUCUCUGGCGCAGUGGAAUUAAUUGGGAUCAAAAGAUACAGGAUGCGGAGUGGGAGAAAUGGCUUCGUUGGACAUCUCUGCUUCAGAAAAUUGAUGGUUUACAAAUCCCUCGACAUUACUUUGCUGGACUUGUGCUAAAUCGAUCGGUCCAACUUCACAUAUUCACUGAUGCAAGUGAGUAUGGGUACGGAAGCGCAGCGUAUUUUCGAUUAGUCGACGACAACCGUAUUGUGGUGAGCCUAGUCAGGUCGGUGGCCAAAGUUGCGCCACUCAAGUAUCAAUCUAUUCCACGAAAAGAGUUACAAGCGGCAGUUCUUGGGGCGAAUAUGUUCGCAAAUAUCUGUACAGAUCACACAAAACCAAUCAGCGAGACUUAUAUCUGGACAGAUUCAACAACAGUUUUAUCCUGGAUAAGAGCCGACCAUAGACAAUAUAAGCAAUACGUUGCUGCUAGAAUAGGAAGCAUACUAUCGCUCACUGAGCCCCAUAUUUGGCACUGGGUACCGACUAAGGACAACAUAGCAGAUUGCCUCACUAAAUGGGGAAAGGAAACCGUACCAGACUCAGAUGGAAAAUGGUUUAAUGGGCCAUCCUUCCUCUACCGGGACUUGGAGUAUUGGCCGAAACAGAAACCCAUUCCAAACACGACCGACGAGCUUAAAACUAUCCAUUUGUUGCACCACAUAUCUGUUCCGAACUCGUUAGUGGAUGCUUCUAGAAUUUCGAAGUGGCCUAUCUUGGUGCGCACCAUGGCUACAGUACUCCGUUUUCUUUCGAAUUGUCGUCGGCGAGUUAAAGGCCUACCCAUCGAAGCCGUGCAAGCCACUGAAAAGAUAAAAGCAUUAGUGAAAAAGUGUAUUCCAUCGAUAAACCAACCUCUUCGACAACCCGAAUAUCGAGAAGCGGAAAUGAUUUUGUGGAGAAUAGUCCAAGCUGACUGUUUUCCAGAGGAAGUCCAAGUCCUGUUGAGCAACCGCUCCAAACCGAUAACCGAGCAGAAAAGUAUUGAGAAGACUAGUGUUAUUUAUAGAUCAACCCCGUUUGCUAAUGAGUUUGGUGUUAUAAGAGUAGAAGGAAGAACAGCCAAUGCUCAACACGCCACAUUCGAUGUACGAUUCCCCAUAAUAUUGGACAAGAAUCACGUGAUAACUCAACGACUUAUAGAUUUUUAUCAUCAAACUUUCGGGCAUGGGAAUCGAGAAACCGUAUUUAACGAGCUUCGACAACGCUUCGAAAUAGCGAAACUACGUCCUGCGAUCAACAAAACAGCGAAGAAUUGUCAACGGUGCAGAAUCCGGAAAUGUGUGCCCAAAGUGCCUAGGAUGGCUCCGCUACCGGAAGAACGCGUGACGCCCUAUGUUAGACCGUUCAAGUACACAGGAUUGGACUAUCUAGGCCCAGUAGAAGUAACGGUUGGCAGAAGGAAGGAGAAGAGAUACGUGGCAGUUUUUACUUGCCUCGUAGUGAGAGCUGUUCAUCUCGAGUUGGCGUAUAGUUUGUCAUCGGACUCCUGUAUCAUGGCGAUCAGGAGAUUUGUUCGCAAAAGAGGGUCCCCACACGAAAUAUUCUCCGACAAUGGAACCAACUUUGUCGGGGCCAACCGAGAACUGAAAAAACAACUAAACGAAAUCCAUCUUGCCUGUGCCGAUACCUUUACCAACGCACACACUAACUGGCUAUUUAAUCCACCCGCAGCUCCCCACAUGGGUGGUGUGUGGGAACGCUUGGUAAGAAGUGUUAAAGUGUCAAUGGAGGCUUUAGACGACGGAAGAAAGCUGAAUGAUGAGAUUCUCCUAACUGUUCUGGCUGAAACGGAAGCGCUUAUCAACUCGAGACCUUUGACGUAUAUGCCACAAGGAAUUUCGGAGCCCGAGGCGCUCACUCCAAACCAUUUUUUGAUGGCAAUCUCUUCUACUGAUCCGGAUGCUGCUCAAGGUAAUAUGGUAUCACUAGGCGAAGCUUUGCGAAGUAGCUAUUUGCGAUCCCAGUACUUAGCAGGAACAGUUUGGGAUCGUUGGCUCAAAGAAUAUUUCCCUUCAUUAAAUAAACGUCCAAAGUGGUUCGAAGAAACGAAUCCUGUGAAAGUUGGUGACCUUGUCUACCUAGCAGAAGGAGGUCGGCGAUCAUGGAUUAGAGGAAGGAUUGUCGAACUUCUUCCUAAUAAAGAUGGCAGAAUUAGGCGGGUAGUAGUCCAAACCGCUUCAGGGCUAUUAAAACGCGCUGUGGCCAACCUGACUGUAAUGGAAGUAUCUGGUGAAUCAGGUUGCGAUGCGGCAGAACCUGCUUCACGGGGAGGAGGAUGUUCUGGCAUCCCUGUCAUCGUUGGAAACGACACAUAA
Uranotaenia lowii is the source of this 2829-nucleotide messenger RNA. RefSeq lists its product as uncharacterized. Gene Ontology annotation, biological process: DNA integration. NCBI's taxonomy places the organism in Eukaryota, Metazoa, Arthropoda, Insecta, Diptera, Culicidae. Bases 1 to 2829 code for a protein of 942 amino acids. Gene Ontology annotation, molecular function: nucleic acid binding. The transcript has a single exon. The record is from RefSeq and is a predicted model, not a curated record.